GCAGGGCUCUCUCUCUCUCUCUCUCUCUCUUUUAUUUCUAACGUUAUGGAUGCAGGAUCUGUGAACUCUUCAUCAUCAAAUAAGACAAAAUCUCGAUGCCCUCUUCAGGAGCAACUCCUUCAAAGAAAAAAUUCUCGCGAUAAUUUGGACAGAUUCAUACCAAAUCGAUCUGCUAUGGAUUUUGACUAUGCACAUUACAUGCUGACGGAAGGGAGGAAAGAGAACCCAGCUGUGAACUCCCCAUCCAGAGAGGCUUACAGGAAACAACUGGCGGAAACUUUCAACAUGAACCGGACACGGAUACUGGCUUUCAAGAACAAGCCACCCACUCCAGUGGAGGCAAUUCCCAAUGACUUCUCCUCGGCUGUUCACCAGUCCAAACCUACAAAGUCUCGGAGAUAUAUUCCUCAGACCUCCGAGAGAACUUUGGAUGCUCCUGAUCUUGUAGAUGAUUACUACUUGAAUUUAUUAGAUUGGGGCAGCAGCAAUGUUCUUUCAAUUGCCCUUGGAAGUACAGUUUACCUAUGGGAUGCCUCUGAUGGUGCUACCUCAGAACUUGUCACUGUUGAUGAUGAAAAUGGCCCUAUUACAAGCGUUAAAUGGGCUCCUGAUGGACGGCAUAUUGCUGUUGGCUUGAAUAAUUCUGACGUCCAGCUUUGGGAUUCUACAGCUAAUCGACUGCUAAGAACUUUGAAAGGCGGCCACGGAUCAAGAGUUGGAUCCCUGGAUUGGAACAGUCACAUUUUGACCACUGGAGGAAUGGAUGGUCAGAUUAUCAACAAUGAUGUAAGGGUGAGAGCGCAUAUUAUUGACACCUACAGGGGACACCAUCAAGAAGUUUGUGGGCUUAAAUGGUCAGCCUCAGGCCAGCAGUUAGCUAGCGGCGGAAAUGAUAAUCUCCUCCACAUCUGGGACAGAUCCAUGGCCUCCUCCAAUUCUCCAACCCAGUGGCUUCAUAGGCUGGAAGAGCACACAGCUGCUGUCAAAGCCCUUGCCUGGUGCCCUUUCCAGGGUAAUUUACUGGCCUCCGGUGGUGGCGGAGGUGACAAGUGCAUAAAGUUUUGGAACACCCAUACUGGUGCGUGCUUGAACUCAGUUGACACGGGCUCUCAGGUCUGUGCCCUAUUGUGGAACAAGAAUGAGCGUGAGCUGCUUAGCUCUCAUGGUUUUACCCAGAAUCAACUCACUCUUUGGAAAUACCCGUCAAUGGUGAAAGUAGCAGAGCUUACUGGUCAUACAUCCAGGGUUCUCUUCAUGGCUCAGAGCCCAGAUGGAUGUACAGUUGCAUCUGCAGCCGGGGAUGAAACUCUCAGAUUCUGGAAUGUUUUUGGGACUCCUGAAGUAGCAAAGCCUGCAUCAAAGGCGAAUCCCGAGCCAUUUGCUCACUUGAAUCGCAUUCGUUGAAUUGACUGUAAAGAAGUGGGCUGAUACACAUAAGAUACAGAAUCUCUAAAAAACAGGGUGAAUCCAUUCAUGACAGACAUCAGUUUCAUUAUUUGCAAAUGUUGAAAAAGAUAAAGAUGGGCAGGACUUGGAAGCAAAUGCUCAGUCUCUUGCUAUUCAUCCCAAGCUCGACCGCUUUGCUUGUUAUUCCUUACUAUAUUGUACUCUGAAUUUUGAAGUGAUACAGUAGUAGAUCUUUAGGGGAGAUUCUCUGUACAUAUAUAAUCAUUUACUUGGUGGAACCUUUCCCAUCCUUU
This is a messenger RNA of Ilex paraguariensis (yerba mate), 1700 nucleotides long. NCBI's taxonomy places the organism in Eukaryota, Viridiplantae, Streptophyta, Magnoliopsida, Aquifoliales, Aquifoliaceae. The record is from the annotation of a GenBank genome assembly.